Messenger RNA from Anthostomella pinea, 1254 nucleotides. The record is from the annotation of a GenBank genome assembly. NCBI's taxonomy places the organism in Eukaryota, Fungi, Ascomycota, Sordariomycetes, Xylariales, Xylariaceae.
AUGGUCGACCGCAGACGGACGGGCGCUGAUUACAUAUGGGACGUUCUGCUGAUCAUAGGCACGGCCGGCGCAGCAUGGUUUCUGACAAAGAACGUCCUAUCCACCCUCCAAAGUACCCUUGCCGACCCAGAUAAGGAGAAGCACGAGCAGGCCCGAAUCAAAGCCAAAGCAAAUCUUUCGAGGUUGCGAAAAGCAAGAUAUUAUGACGAAGGCGACGAGGAGGACGCGGCGACUGGCGAACAAAGGGGCCCACGGAUCGAAGAUCUGGUCCUGAACGAGUACGAGAACCUAGUUGCGCUAGAAGUUGUUGCUCCGGAAGACAUACCAGUCGGAUUUGAUGAUAUUGGUGGCUUAGAGGACAUAAUAGAAGAAGUGAAGGAGUCGGUGAUAUACCCUUUGACGAUGCCACAUUUGUACUCCCAUGCGGCACCUCUGUUAGCCGCACCAUCCGGUGUAUUACUCUACGGUCCUCCUGGAUGCGGCAAGACGAUGUUGGCCAAAGCGGUUGCACACGAGAGCGGCGCAUCUUUCAUCAACUUACACAUCUCGACGUUGACUGAAAAGUGGUAUGGAGACUCCAACAAACUGGUCCGAGCAGUGUUUUCCUUGGCUCGGAAGCUGCAACCUGCUAUUAUCUUCAUAGAUGAGAUUGAUGCAGUGCUGGGAACCAGACGGAGCGGCGAGCACGAGGCAAGCGGUAUGGUCAAGGCCGAGUUCAUGACGCUCUGGGAUGGCCUCACUUCAGCUAAUAUGCAUGGCUUACCUGCGCGUAUCAUGGUUCUCGGAGCGACUAAUCGUAUCAACGACAUUGAUGAAGCGAUUCUACGCCGAAUGCCGAAGAAGUUCCCUGUAUCAUUACCAGAUAAAAGCCAGCGGUUACGUAUACUUCAGCUCAUCCUGAAGGACACCAAAACCGACCCGAACAAGUUCAACAUCGACUAUGUUGCCAGAGUCACAGCUGGCAUGUCAGGAAGCGACAUCAAAGAAGCCUGCCGCGAUGCCGCCAUGGUGCCGGUUCGCGAGUUCAUCCGUGAACACAAAGCCAGGGGGAGUUCUAUGUCAAGUAUCGACCCUAGUAUGGUACGAGGCAUGCGAACGGAAGACUUCUUCGGGCGGAAAGGUGCUGGGCAGAUCCUAAUGGACAAUCAUGCACGGGCAAAGUCCUCCAGUGAUGAGUACGAAGACAUUGAUGAUGAGGAGUUUGCUGCUGAGACUUCAGCUGCAGGUGUGAAGGAUGAUGAACAAGCAGCAUGA